Xyrichtys novacula (pearly razorfish) is the source of this 5613-nucleotide messenger RNA. NCBI's taxonomy places the organism in Eukaryota, Metazoa, Chordata, Actinopteri, Labriformes, Labridae. The record is from the annotation of a GenBank genome assembly.
ACAUGGGUUCAAUCACCAACUUCCUUUUUACUGUGGCCGCCAUAGCGAGAGGAGCGUGGUUCCCGGCGAGCCGAAAAAAUAUAACCAAGAAUGGUGAGAAAUUACUCUCUUGUUGUCGGGAAACCAGUGCUACAAUGUGAGGCAAAGCUGCUACAAUGUCUGCACAGUAGAAAUACCGCUGUAUUUUGUCUCUAUUGACUUAAAUGGGCUUUAGAUAGAGUAGGGUGUUGGAAUGCUCCCGGCUAACGAAGCUAACACGAGGAGCCAUUUUGGUCGAGCAGCUUCUGUAGUUUUGUGUGGUGACACGUGUGGUAGAACAAGACUGGCAGAUUGUAUUCAGAUAGUCCCUAAUUCAUCCGAUCUGUUAAUCUACCUGUUUUAGAUUAAUCUUGAAGCAUACUAGUGAAUAUUUUCCCCAAAUACAUCAUUACACUAAUCAUAAUAAGUGGUGAUUCUCAUGCUAUAAGUCAAGCUAUCAAACUCCAGCUAAGCCAGGCCCGGAAACUGACUUUUGACUGUUUAUAAUAUCUGACGUUAUCAAGCGAUAGUUCAUGCAAACAUGGUUUAAAGAUUUGUGCUCUAGAUUGUCAUACACGAGGAGGUAAAUCGCAGACUUUAAACGAACAAAGAGUAUAUUUUGACAGCCUCUACAUCUUAGUAUGUACAUGCCUUUUACAUGAUCAGUGGUGUGCUUUUUUUUUUGUCCUAGGCCUGUGCCCGACCCUUGAUCUCGGUUUACUCCGAGAAAGGAGAAUCUGCAGGCAAGAAUGUUGUCAUGCCUGCUGUGUUUAAGGCUCCAAUCCGCCCUGAUGUUGUGAAUUUUGUUCACACCAACAUGCGCAAGAACAGCCGCCAGCCUUAUGCAGUCAGUGAACUGGCAGGUAAGUAACGGCUGUCUUAGAUUGGCAUCUGUAUAAGCAUCAUAGUUAAGCUAUGACUUAUUUCAUGCAUUCUCAGUAGCACUUGAUAUUUCUGUUCUUAUGGAUUUUAAUUUGUGUCAAUUUCAGGUCAUCAGACCAGUGCAGAGUCCUGGGGCACAGGAAGAGCUGUUGCCCGUAUCCCUCGUGUGAGGGGUGGUGGUACUCAUCGCUCUGGCCAGGGUGCUUUUGGAAAUGUAUCCUUUACUUAGAGGUGGAGUUAUUUUCAUCAUUGUUUUAAAUAUUGCGUGUGCCAUGUCAAAAAGAAGUAAAGAAACUUGCCAUGAUGGUGUAAUUUGCGUCCGACUCUGUGAUCAGUGACAGAAUGCCUGCUGUCAUAUGCUGGCACAGAUGGCUGACGAAUAUUUGAGUCUGAGCAGGUGUCUAGAUUUUUAGUAGCAUCCGUAGUUGUUAGACCUCCUUCACUUUGGUUUAGAUGUGUCGUGGAGGUCGCAUGUUCGCCCCCACCAAGACCUGGCGCCGCUGGCACCGCAGGAUCAAUACCACCCAGAAGCGCUACGCCAUCUGCUCUGCAGUGGCUGCCUCUGCAAUCCCUGCACUUGUGAUGUCCAAAGGUAAGAUUCAGGAAAAUGUGAUCAUUAUGAGCUAUCCUACUUAAGUACAGCUUCAGGUUAGACUUGCCAUGAUGGUGUAAUUUGCGUCUGAUUCUGUGAACAGUGACAGUUGCCUGCUGUCUUUAAGCUGUCACAGAAUAUUGAUGUAUGUUUAAUUCUGAGCAAGUUUAGAAAGCACCGCUCUUGACAGUCACCAUGAAUAAGCUUGUGUGAAUACAUCAUGGGUUGACAUUCUGGUUUUGACUGUUAGGACACCGUAUUGAGGAAAUCCCUGAGGUUCCACUGGUGGUUGAGGACAAAGUUGAGGGCUACAAGAAGACCAAGGAGGCAGUGCUGCUGCUGAAGAAGCUGAAAGCCUGGAAUGACAUCAAGAAGGUAAUCUACAGUCUUUUACAAAUUCAGAUUUAUUCGCCUCAGUUUUGCUCCUGGUUGAGCUGACAUUGCAUCAAGGGGGAAAAAAAGUUUGACAAAAUGCUGUCAAAUCCCUGCAGCUAUAGCCUCUGUACAUAGUGUGCACACCUUUUUAAACCACCAGGUGCAAGUAAAGCAUUAAAAUUUUAUAACAACAUACAGUAACUGCUCUGGUUGCAAGUUUCAGCUGCUCAGAGUUACUGUAUGUACGAGGCAUUGUUGGAGUUCAGCAAUAACUCAGCAUUUUGGCAUAUUCCGAUUUUUAUGUUCUCAGGUGUACGCCUCUCAGCGCAUGCGUGCUGGUAAGGGUAAGAUGAGGAAUCGCAGACGCAUUCAACGCAGAGGGCCAUGCAUCAUCUACAACCAAGACGCUGGUGUCACCAAAGCCUUCAGAAACAUCCCCGGUAAGUAAUUCAUUACAACGGUUUAUAUCAUAAAUCAUAAGACAUUUGUAAGAUAAGGCUGAAAUAAUGUUGGCUUGAGAAUGUACAUUUAUAUGCAGAUCUAAGAUACCUAGAUGUUGCUUGUGAGGUUCGCAGGUCUGUUUUGUGCCAGUCCAGCAACAAGAUAACUCUGAACUGUGUGCUGUGUUUUGUGAAGGCAUCACUCUGCAGAACGUGAACAAACUGAACCUGCUGAGGCUCGCUCCCGGUGGUCACGUUGGACGCUUCUGCAUCUGGACAGAGAGCGCUUUCCGUAAGCUGGAUGAGCUGUACGGCACCUGGCGUAAACCUGCUUCCCUGAAGGUCGACUACAAGUGAGUGUUUAUUCGAAGAGCAGCAGCAUUUAAAACUUCGUAAUUUCACUGUGAUGAGCUUCCACUUCAGGUCCGUGUUUUUGAACUCUGUGAUAGUAUCGAAGUUCUGAGUUUGAGUAUCAAAGACUAGACAGUUGACUCUUCUCAUACUAUAUAUUGUGAGGAAUUUGAUGAUGAAUUCUUUGUUUUCAGUCUGCCCAUGCACAAGAUGACAAACACAGACCUGAGCAGGAUCCUGAAGAGUGAGGAGAUCCAGAAAUCCCUUCGCACACCUAAGUAAGUUUGGUUCACUGAGAGUUUUCAUGUUUGUUAAAGCUUGUCUACCAUGAUGAUGUUCCACUUCAGGUCCGUGUUUCUGAACCCUGAUUACUAUGGAAGUCCUGAGCCUUGCAGUGUUUAUUAGGGACUUACCACUUAGCAGUAGUCCACCGUAUUAAAGUGUAUUUUGUUAUUUUGUCACAACAGUAAGAAGAUCAACCGCAGAGUGCUGAAGAAGAAUCCUCUGAAGAACUUGAGGAUUAUGCUCAAACUGAACCCCUACGCCAAGACCGCAAGACGUCAUGCCAUCCUCAAGCAUGACCCUGCUGUAAGACUUGGCAGUUCAAUCUUUUAAUCAUUCUGAUGUCAAACUUGAAAUUGCCAGCUGUGUCUUUAUUCAUUUUGUAACUCUCCUCCUGUAGAUCAAGGCCAAGAUGCUGAAACCCAAGAAGAAGCACGCAAGAAAGAAGGCACCUGCAAAGGCACCCAAACCUGCAGCAUAAAUUUAUACAAAGAGACUGGUGUUCAGUGAUAAAUAAAUCAGUUCUUCGAAAUUCUCGAGUCAAAUCUAUUAUUUUAAAUCUGGUACGCUAAGAUAGCUUUUGAGUUAGGCUUGUGGUAAAGCACAAAAAUAGUACAUGGUUAAUUUAACUUGGUCUGAAGGUCAUUAAUGUCUGUUGGUAAGUGCUAAAAUGAGGGAAUUGCAAGUUGAUCCAGUGUGGGGGACCGUGUAUCAUCUACAAUAAGGAAGAGAUGCUGUUAAAACAUAAGAGGUAAGUUGUUGAAGGUACUGUCAUGACUAAACAUGCGACCAUGUGUAGUUUAGAUGCGGCAGGUAGCAAAGUCAUGAAAUGCAAACAUGCAGAUCAAUAGGCAGUAACGUCCUUUACUCGUGUCAAGCUCUUAUUUAUGAAGGUGUCAUCUUAAUGAAUCUGUAAUGAGGCGUUUCACUAAUUUGAUCAUUCUUUGUUUCUAAGGCAACCCACUGAAGGCUGCCGCCAACCUGCUGCCUUGAGGGCUGACUACAAGUGAGUACUGCAUAAGUGACAAUGUUAGAAUUAAUCAUUACUAUGAUGAGCUUCUACUUCAGGUCCGUGUUUUUGACAUUUUGUGAUACUAAUGAAGUUCUGAGUUCAGUCGUUGAAAAAGCCUGUUGAAUAAGUCUGUAGAAUUUACCAGUUAAUCUAGAAAUUUAAUCAUUUCUGAUUUACCCCCCAGCAGAAGACCAACACAGACCUGAAGAGUGAGGAGAUCAGACAGCUCUUCCCAAACCAAGUAAGCAGUGCUCACUUAAAUUCUUGAAACUUUGUCUGUCAGCCAAUGAUGAUGUUCCACUUCAGGUCCGUGUUUCUGAAUCCUGAUUUUCAUGGAAGUCCUGAGCAGCAUGUUGUUAAAACAGCUUUGAAUGUAGCAGGAGUUCACCUUGUUGAUUCUUGUUUAUUUUGUUAUUCCAGGAAGAGGAUCAUCUGCAGAGUGCUCCUUCCUGACUGAACCCACACACCAGGAAUUGCUGGAGAUUAGUAGUGAUCUAAUCUGUAAAUACAGACCUGUACGAUAAUUUUAUUCACAAGACAAUUUAUUCCACAAAAGCAAGCAUAGAUUUGAAUCCGGCGCAGUGAGGACACAAGGCAAAGAGGAAUAUCAAGCACACAGGUUUAGCAGCAUUUGUUGUGAUUACAUAUUUUGAUCAUUAGAAAACAUGGCUUUUCAGGCAGGCUUUCAAUACAGCCCAGGGAAUUGUUCAAUAAAGACUUAAAUUACUUGGCAUGUAGGUUUUUAAACUAAAGUUUGAUCUGUCUAUAGCACAACUUUUAAAUACAUUAAUUACUCAGUAUAAAGAUGUUGAUAACCCUUCAAACAAAGCCCAGGUAACUUGAAAACAAAUCUCACAUCCCUGUGCCGUGCGUGGGUGUCGAAGGCUGAUUGAGUCCAAUGGUACUGCACAACCAGCCCGCAAAGUCGACCUGUUCUGCCUCGGACUGUUUGAUAAAGGAAUGCACCUGGAGGAACAGAGGAGUGUGUAAGAAAGCUUAAAAACCCGGAAAACAUACUUUUAUAUUCUCACACUCACCAUCAACUGUUUCAGGUCUGCUCUCUCUGCAGGAUUUUUGAUCAAACUGCAAAGGAGACAAAAGCAUCUUGAUGUAAUUCAUUUUACCACCACUAGAGGGCAGAAAUUUCAAAAGGGUGGAAAGUUACUGUGUGUGUUACAUGCAGGUUUCAUUUCCAUACCAUUUAUUCACAAAAUCUUGAAAGUCAGCGCUGAAUAUCCCGGGGAGUUUUGGUGGAGGCUGAAAAGAAGUUAUUCAGUCAUAGAGAAGUUAGUCUAAUUGAACUAUAUGCAAAUAAUGAAUGCAAUAAAUACAUUAGACCUUAUCAGAGAAAAUGAUUGAGAAAAUAAAGAUUUAAGAAUUAUUUCAGUGUGUGUGUGUGAGAAGGUUGCAAACUCGAGCUUAAUACACCACCUACUGUAACGCUGAUCCAUAGAAAAGUGUAUGCGUAUACAGCAGCAGGAGUGGGUUUAACAUGGCAAAGAUCCAGUUUAGAUCAAGUUCAAUUUGAUUACAUUUGUUAAAGGGCCAUCCACAAUAUUGAACAUGUUGUCAAUUAAUGUUAAGUACCCAUGUUAGUUUAAAGCUUUCAAUCCUUUGGCAAGUCUCACUGAUAUUAAAAAACCUCCCCUGUUGUUGCCUGA